This is a messenger RNA of Fonsecaea multimorphosa CBS 102226, 801 nucleotides long. RefSeq lists its product as uncharacterized. Gene Ontology annotation, cellular component: intracellular anatomical structure. NCBI's taxonomy places the organism in Eukaryota, Fungi, Ascomycota, Eurotiomycetes, Chaetothyriales, Herpotrichiellaceae. The record is from RefSeq and is a predicted model, not a curated record. Gene Ontology annotation, molecular function: oxidoreductase activity, acting on NAD(P)H, oxygen as acceptor. The transcript is spliced from 4 exons. Bases 1 to 801 code for a protein of 266 amino acids.
AUGUCCCCAACACAGAUCCCCUCGGAUUCGAUCCUGAACAAGUUCCUGUCGUUGAAGGGCAAGAACAUAGUCAUAACGGGCGGUUCGCGCGGCCUGGGCUUCAUCUUCGCAUACGCUUUGGCCCAAGUGGGCGCCAACAUCGCCGUCAUCGACAUCGGCGAGAAGCCGAAUUCGGAGAACAUGGCCAAGCUGUCCGCGUAUGGUGGGAAGUAUGAAUAUUACCAGGCGAACGUGGUCGACUAUCAACGCUUGAAGGAGACGAUCGAUAGGAUACACGGGGAUUUCGGGAGCAUUGAUGGAUGCAUCCCAGCCGCAGGAAUCAUCCGCGACAGACCGUUCCUGGAACACACGGAGAAGGACUUCAAGGAUACCAUGGACGUCAAUGUCAACGGCGUCUUCUACACGGUGCAACACUGCACGGCGAAAAUGGUCGAGCAGAAGACCGGAGGCAGCGUCGUCUGCAUCGCCUCGACGGCGGGGCACAAGUCGCUGGCGCCCCAGGAGAUCGCGGCGUACACGGCGUCCAAGUACGCGGUGCGGGGCAUCGCCAAGCAGGUCGCGCACGAGCUGGCAAAGUAUGGGAUUAGGGUUAAUUCGAUUAGUCCAGGGACCGUCCAGACCGACAUGUUGGAGAGCGUGAUGCAGCAGAACCCCAGCCGCCGGAAACUCUUCGUCGACAGCUGCGCGAUGCACCGGCUGGCGAUGCCGGACGAGUUGGCCGGGAUUGUGCUGUACCUCAUGAGCGACGCGGCCAGUUACACGACGGGCCAGGACUUUUUGGUCGAUGGCGGCAUGGUCUAG